Messenger RNA from Triplophysa rosa, 21547 nucleotides. It is a transcript of the gene col6a3, whose product is annotated as collagen, type VI, alpha 3. Lineage: Eukaryota; Metazoa; Chordata; Actinopteri; Cypriniformes; Nemacheilidae. Gene Ontology annotation, molecular function: serine-type endopeptidase inhibitor activity. The record is from RefSeq and is a predicted model, not a curated record. The transcript is spliced from 68 exons.
GGAGGCGUGGAAAAGUUUAGGUGGCUUCUCUCCAGGAGUCUGGGUUGUGUUUUCUGUCCCAGGCUGGAGUGAGUGGCACUGCUCCUCUGGAGAGCACACAGUCAGUUAACAGACCAGCGUCUCCAGCACCCGAGCUAGUUAGCAUCAUCUCUGCCUGACCUAUCCAGAACAGUUCACUGAAGGAAACUACCAGGAAGAUAAUGACCUAAGAGUUGUCUUUUUGCAGAUAUUUGCGAUCCCAUAGAAGUACUGUGGAAUACAGCACUCCAAAUUCUGUUUUCCAGAGUUGUCCAUUUUAACGUGGACAAUGUGGAAGCCGAGGCUGGUGCUGUACGCCCUCUUGGGUGUUAUGUCUUUUGGCCUAUUCCCAAAUCUUGAAGCUCAGGAUGCCCCAGCCGACCUUGUGCUCUUAAUUGACGGAUCAGAGAACAUUGGAGCUGACGACUUUCCCCUCGUCCGCGAUUUGGCUGUCCAAGUGAUUGAGGGGCUUGCCGUGGGCAAGGAUGCAAUCCGCGUAGCCGUUGUGCUUUACGCUGCUGACCCUGAUACUCAGUUCUAUCUCAAUAGCCAUGACAGCAAAGAGAACAUCCUCACUGCUAUCCAGGGAAUUCAGUACCCUGGUGGUCCUGAGGCAAAUCUCGGGGCAGCCUUGGAAGAGGUGACAGAAAGUCUGUUGGGUCCAGGUGCAGGGGGAAGGGCAGAGGAAGGGGUCCCACAGGCACUGGUGGUGAUCAGUGCUGGGCAGUCUAGUGAUGAUGUCAGUCAGGGCGAGAGGGCCCUGAAGCAGGCCAGUGUGUACACCCUUGGCCUCGCUGUAGGGGAUAUUGAUACUGCCCAAUUGGAAGCUGUUGCUACAGACAAAAGCUUUGUGCUGUCCGAACCUGAUGUCAGAACAGUGGCAAACGUGGGUGACAAGAUGCUUCAGUUCAUUAAUGGGGUCGCCCAGCGCAACAUUGUGAUUGAAACUGAUUUCGUAGAAGCAUUGGUUGUUGGAAGGAGAGAUAUUAUUUUCCUCAUUGACAGCAGUAUGGGUACAACCCUUGUCAAUGCAGUGCGAGAAUUCGUCAGAAAGUUUAUUGACACCAUGCCAAUUGGCCCUGAUCAGGUGCAGGUCGGAGUAGCCAUGUUCUCCUCUGCCCCCAGGAUGGAGAUUAACCUCAACUCAUUUGACUCCAAAGAAUCCCUAGUCUCAGCCCUUGGCCGAAUAAAACCCAGACCUUCAAAUGAAGUCAACAUUGGUGCUGCCCUGGAUUUUGUAAGGACCGACAUGCUCAGACCUGAGAGUGGGAGCCGUAUUCAACAAAGAGUGCCACAGCUUGUGUUGCUACUGACCAGUAAAAAAUCUAAAGACAGUGUCCAGCAGUCAGCUGAAGCUCUUCGGCAGAUGGGUGUUCUGACUUUGGCUGCGGGCUCCAGGUCUGCUGAUGUGGCUGAGCUCAAACAAAUAGCUUUUGAUGAAAGUCAGGUUUUCAUACUCAAGGACUUCAGGAUAUUGCUACGCAACCCCCAAGAAAUAGUCUCCUCUCUCUCUACGUUAUCUGGUGUUAUUGAAUCAGAGACUCCGACUGAAACAGGUCCAGAUGUGGAUGUCACUACAGUCCAAACCCAAAAAGUUGUCAGAGACAUUCUCUUUGUGGUGGAUGGAUCCAGCUAUGUUGGAAAUGCCAAUGUACAGUAUGUCCGGGACUUUAUCUCUGAUGUGGUGAACAGGCUAGACGUACGACCUGAGCGAGUACGCAUCGCCCUGAUGCAGUUUGAUGAGGGACAGCGUACAGAGUUUUAUUUUAACACGCACAACACCAAACAGGACGUGCUGUCCAGCAUUGCUCAGCUAAAUCUGAUGGGAGGACGUGCAUUAAACACUGGUGCUGCCCUACAGUACGCCCUAAGCAACCAUUUCCAGGCAUCAGCUGGGUCUCGUAGGAAGCAGGGGAUUCAGCAGGUACUGGUGCUGAUAACAGGAGGUCCCUCUCAAGAUGCGGUCAAGAGACUCGCGGACCGCGUAGCUCUAGCAGGAGUUUUGACUUUCACUGUUGGAGCUGGCCAGGUGGAAGAGAGUUUCCUGAAAACGGUUGCUUUUGUAGAAAAUUUGGCGUACUACAGAAGAAGUUUUGGUGAAUUAUCAAGCGUUGUUGAUGAGAUCAUGACACCUCUGGUCACUGUUGUUGGGGAGACUGAUACAGUUACUACGGAGAUAGAUGUUGAAACCCCUGUGCAACCCGGUGGUGAAAGAGAUGUUGCAUUCUUGAUUGAUGGCUCUGAUGAUGUCCGAGGGGACUUUAACUACAUCCGUGACUUCAUUUCCAAAGUCAUUGCACCUCUUGAUAUUGGCAUUAAUAGAGUACGAGUUGCUGUGGUCCAGCAUAGUGAGAGACCGAGCCCUAACUUCUACCUAAACACUUACCAAACAAAAGACGAAGUGAUGAGGGCUGUAAAUGGACUUACCCUGGCUGGUGGCAGAAAUUUGAAUACUGGUGCUGCCUUGACCUUCAUGAAAAACACCAUCUUAUCAACAACAUAUGGCAGUCGAGCAGCCCAGAAUGUCCCCCAGUUUUUGAUUGUCCUGACUGGAGGAAGAUCAAGAGACAGCGUGAGGGAACCUGCGGUUGCCCUUAAGACUGAAGGAGUUGUCCCUUUUGGUGUCGGAGUGAAAAAUGCAGACCCUAAACAGAUUGAGGCCAUUUCGCACAAUCCAUCAUUUGCUUUCAAUGUCAAGGAGUUCAGCCAGCUCAACACGGUUCAGCAAAGACUCCAGAACUAUGUGAGUCUUCCAAAAGCACAACUCAUGGUCGUUCUAGAAGAAGUAGAAUUAGAUGCAGCACAAAGAGACAUUGUCUUUCUCCUGGAUGGGUCUGAUGAUACUAGGGAUGAAUUUAAAUACAUGACUCAGUUUGUUGAAAGAGUGGUGGACAAACUCAAUAUUGGACUGAGCGGAGACAGAGUGUCUGUGGUCCAGUACAGCACAGAGCCACGCGUCCAUUUUUAUCUGAACACAUAUAACACAAAGCAAGACGUUAUAGAUUCAAUUGAGCAUCUGGACCACAAGGGAGGAAGUCCUCUUAACACAGGAGGAGCUCUUGGCUAUUUAAAAAACAACAUGUUCAUUGCCUCCUCUGGGAGCAGACUGCUAGAGGGGGUUCCUCAGAUUCUUGUCCUCGUGACUGGAGGAAGGUCUCAGGAUGAUGUUAGAGCACCUGCUGCUGCACUCAAACAGGACAAUAUUGUCUCAUUCAGUAUCGGCACUGAAAAUGCAGAUGUUAUUCAGCUGCAGACAAUCUCGUAUACUCCUGGUCAUACCCUUACUGUCCCUCAAUUUGAUGACCUUGAAGACAUUGAACAAAAACUUGUAUCAUAUGUGAAAAGAGUUCCUCGCCAGCCCAGGAGGCUUCAACCAACUACAAUAGAUGCUGAUAAAAAAGAUUUUGUUUUUUUAAUCGAUGGCUCUGAUGACACAAGGGGAAGUUUCUCAAGAGUGCAAAACUUUGUUCAGACCCUGGUUCAGCAACUGAAUGUGGCACCAGAUAAAGAUCGUGUUUCAGUGGUCCAGUACAGUGACAACACAGCAGUUGAUUUCCACUUGAAUACACAUUCAUCCUUAGAUGAUGUUUUAAACCAUGUGAAACGUCUGAUUCAUAAAGGAGGUAGUCUACGGCACACAGGGGCAGCAUUACAGUUUGUUACGGACAGCAUGUUUACAGCUGCUGCAGGGAGUAGACAUAUGGAAGGUGUGCCGCAGGUGCUAAUUCUCCUGAGUUCUGGAAGGUCCAAUGAUGAUAUUCGUGGACCAGUUAAAGCUUUGAAAGACAUUGGUGUUGUUUCUUUAAGUAUUGGUACCUCAAAUGCUGAUACGCUUGAGUUACAAACAAUAUCCCAUCAACCAAAUUACUUCUUUAUUUCUGAUUUUGAGAACACUUCUGAAGUUCAAAAGAAUAUUUUAGCAUUAAUAAAAGGGGUAUCUUACCACCAGCUGCCAACAAUAAGGCCUCAGGUCUCUGAAUCUGUCAAAAGGGAUGUUGCAUUUCUUAUUGAUGGAUCUGAUGAUUCUAGAAAUGGUUUUGAGGCUAUUCGCAAUUUUAUGCAAAAAGUGGUUGAGAGUUUAAAUGUGGAUGAAGAUUUUGAUAGGGUGGCUGUUGUCCAGUACAGUCGAGAUUCCACAGCAAAUUUUUAUCUCAGCUCGUACUCAACUAAAAAGGAGGUCCUUAAUUCAAUACGUUCCAUGAGGCACAAAAGUGGAAGACCACUAAAUACCGGAGCUGCUUUGCGAUUUAUUAAAGAAAAUAUAUUUACACCUUCAUCUGGAGGCAGAAGUCAUGAGGGUGUAGCUUCAAUUCUGUACCUGUUUAGUGGUGGUAGAUCCAAUGAUGACGUGAGAACCAUUUCGCAGGAUUUAAGAGAAAGCAACAUUAAAGUCUUUACAACUGGCACAAGAAAUGCUGACACACUUGAGUUACAGACAAUGGCUUCUACACCAGCUUAUGCUUUCUUUGUUAAUGACUUUACCUCCAUGAACGGCAUUUUCCAAAGAGUUUCUUCUGUUUUGACAAGUGGUUAUGAAAUUCCUGAGCAGCCUCCAACAAAUCAGGUCCAGACUUCGAAUGCAGAAAGAAAUAUUGUGUUCCUUAUUGAUGGAUCUGAUGAUGCUAGUCACAGAUUCACAGCUAUACGAGAUUUUGUGGCCAGUUUGGCAGAGACGUUUGAUGUUGGUAAAGGAAAAGAUCAAAUUGCUGUUGUGCAGUUCAGUAAUACUGCAGCAGUCAACUUUAAUCUCAGUACAUAUUCAUCCACUACUGAAGUGACAGAUGCUAUACAUAAACUCAAACCAAAAGGAGGAAGGCCACAAUAUAUUGGCCAGGCUCUACAGUUUGUUAGAGACAAUGUUUUUUCCUCCAGAGGAAAAGAUGGUAUUAGUCAAAAUCUUGUGCUUGUUGCUGGUGGCAGAUCAAGAGACUCUCCUCGUAGGCCUGCUAACACACUCAAGAGUCUUGGGGUAGCCAUUUUUGCUAUUGGGUCAAAGCUGACAGAUCCUGUUGAAAUGGAGGCCAUUUCUUCAAGGAGAGAAUAUGCUUUUGCUGUACCUGAUUUUUCGGACUUAAAAAAUGUGCACCAAAGUCUACUGACAAAGCUUACAAAAGUGAGACACAUAGUAGACAUGGAAGCCGAUGGCAUUAAAAGGGAUAUUGCAUUUCUUGUGGAUGGUUCUGACAGUACAAGAAGAGGAUUUCAAGAAAUACGUGAUUUUCUGUACAAUAUUAUAACAACUCUCAAUGUGGGAAUUGAUGCGGACAGAAUAUCAGUAAUUCAGUACAGCAAUGUAGCUUUGGCAAAUUUUUACCUAAACUCAUUCAUAAGAAAGGAUGAUGUAUUGAAUGCUGUUAAGGUAUUAAGCCAUAAAGGUGGGAGGCCCCUUAACACAGGAUCUGCCCUUCGAUAUGUAAAGGAAAAUAUCUUUACAAGUUCAUCAGGAAGUAGGCACAAAGAACGCAUCCCUCAAAUAUUAAUUCUGUUGACUAAUGGAAGGUCAAGGGACAACAUUUCUGAGUCCGCCUCGUCUCUUAAAGAAAACGGUGUGCUAAUACUAGGAAUAGGAGGAAAGGAUGCAUACUCUGAUGAGCUACAUAGAACAUCAUCUGAAAAUCAUGUGCUGUCAUUUGCUGAAUUCAGUGAAUUACCAAAACUCCAGCCACAGUUACUGGAAGCAAUAAAACUAGAUCAUACUAAAAACAAAAAACCUUUGAUGGCUGAUAAGACACAGAGAGAUGUUGUUUUCCUGCUGGAUGGAUCUGAUGGCACUAAGAAUGGGUUCCCAGCAAUGAAGGAGUUUGUUCAAAGAAUGGUGGAGAGAUUGGAGGUAGCUGAGAAUAAAGAUCGUGUUUCUGUGGUCCAAUACAGCAGGGCUGCAGAGGUUAAUUUCCAUCUCAACACAUACACAACAAAGGAAGACAUUUUUGACAGUGUAAAAGGUCUGAGACACAAAGGGGGAAAACCCCUCAACACGGGGGCAGCUCUCCAGUACGUCAGCGACAAUGUCUUUACUGCCUCCUCUGGCAGCAGACGAUUGGAGGGUGUGCGGCAAAUACUCAUUUUGCUUAGUGGAGGAAGGUCAUUUGACAAUGUUGACACAGCAGCUUCCUCUCUGAAAGAAAUUGGAGUCUUUACCUUCGGAAUAGGAUCGAGGGGCUCUGAUAGCAGAGAAUUGCAGAGAAUUUCAUAUGAUCCCAAUUACGCUAUAUCUGUGUCCAACUUCAGCGAGCUUCCAAAUGUCCAAGAGCAGCUGCUGGCCUCUGUACAGACUGUUGCAAUGCCCAUCGCACCAACGUCACCAACUGUUACCGCUGAUUACACCGUACCAAGAAAGGAUCUAGUGUUUCUGCUGGACGGUUCAGAUGGUACUAGGAAUUCUUUCCCAGCUAUGCGUGACUUUGUGCAAAGACUAGUUGGGAAAUUAAACGUACAGCCAAACAGAGACCGUGUUUCUGUGGUGCAGUACAGUCGAGAUUCAGAGGUCCAUUUCUACUUGAAUACCUACACGACAAAGGAAGACAUUAUUGACAGUGUAAGAGGACUGAGACACAAAGGGGGAAGACCCCUCAACACAGGGGCAGCUCUCCAGUAAGUCAGAGACAAUGACUUUACUGCCUCCUCUGGCAGCAGGCGACUGGAGGGUGUGCCGCAAAUACUCAUUUUGCUUAGUGGAGGAAGGUCAUUUGACAAUGUUGACACAGCAGCUUCCUCUCUUAAAGAAAUUGGAGUCUUUACCUUCGGAAUAGGAUCGAGGGGCUCUGAUAGCAGUGAAUUGCAAAGAAUUUCAUUCGACCCCAGUUAUGCUAUGUCUCUGUCCGACUUCAGUGAGCUUCCAAAUGUACAAGAGCAGCUACUGGACUCUGUAGAGACUGUUGCAAUACCCAUCGCUCCAACGUCACCAACUGUUACGGCAGAUUUCCCCACACUCAGAAAAGACAUAGUUUUUCUGCUGGACGGUUCGGAUGGCACUAGGAAUUCUUUCCCAGCAAUGCGUGAAUUUGUGCAAAGAGUAGUGGAGAAUUUAAACAUAGAGGCAAAAAGAGACCGUGUUUCUGUGGUGCAGUACAGUCGUGACCCCGAGGCCCAUUUCUAUCUGAAUACUUACGCAACAAAAGGGGAGAUUCUUGACACAAUCAGGACUCUGGGGCACAGAGGAGGGAGACCCCUCAACACUGGGGCGGCUCUCCAGUAUGUGAGGGGAAAUGUCUUCGCUGCCUCUGCUGGAAGCAGAAGGCAAGAGGGUGUUCCCCAGGUCCUUAUCCUGCUCAGUGGAGGACGUUCAAGAGAUAACAUAGAUACGCCUGCCACUGCUUUGAAAGAGAGUGGGAUUUUGAUAUUUGGCAUAGGUACCAGAAAUUCGAGCAGAGAGGUACAGAGAAUUGCCAGUGAUACAGCUUAUGUACAGUCCAUCCUUGAAUUCCCUGACCUUCCAAGUGUUCAGCAGCAGUUUAUCGACUCACUCAACAGUGUGCCUGUGCAAGGGAUGCAAAUGACACCUACUGUUAUGGCUGAGCGUAGGAUGGCUCGGAAGGAUGUAGUGUUCCUGCUGGAUGGUUCAGAUGCCACUAGGACUUCUUUCCCUUCGAUGCUUGAGUUUGUCGAAAGGAUGGUGGAGAGAUUGAAUGUGUCUGACAGGAGAGACCGUGUGUCAGUGGUUCAGUUCAGCAGAGAUCCAGAGGCCCAUUUCUAUCUUAACACAUACACGACAAAGGACGACAUUCUUGAUGCUGUCAAGGGUCUGAGGCACAAAGGCGGGAGACCCCUCAACACUGGCGCAGCCUUGCAGUUUGUGAAGGAAAAUGUCUUCACUGCCUCUUCUGGAAGUAGACGUGUAGAGGGUGUGCCUCAGUUACUGAUUUUGCUGAGUGGUGGAAGGUCAUUUGAUAAUGUUGAGUCCCCAGCCUCAUCCCUGAAGGAGCUUGGGGUGUUGAUCUUUGGCAUAGGGUCGAGGAGUUCUGACAGCAGAGAAAUGCAGAGUAUCUCGCAUGACCCAAGCUACGCACUCUCAGUGAGUGACUUUGCUGAGCUUCCCGGAGUCCAACGGCAGCUUUUCACUAACAUUAACAAAGUACUUGAAGAGGGUACGCAUACAACUACCACAGUUCGGGUUGAGGGUCGUAGACCAAGGAGAGAUGUUGUCUUCCUGCUGGAUGGAUCUGAUGGCACUAGGAAUGGGUUCCCAGCAAUGAAAGAGUUUGUUCACAGAAUGGUGGAGAGAUUGGACGUAGCUGAUAACAGAGAUCGUGUUUCUGUUGUCCAAUACAGCAGGGACGCAGAGGUCAAUUUCCAUCUUAACACAUACAUGACAAAGAAAGACAUUAUUGACAGUGUAAGAGGUCUGAGACACAAAGGGGGAAGACCCCUCAACACGGGGGCAGCUCUCCAGUACGUCAAAGACAAUGUCUUUACUGCCUCCUCUGGCAGCAGACGAUUGGAGGGUGUGCGGCAAAUACUCAUUUUGCUUAGUGGAGGAAGGUCAUUUGACAAUGUUGACACAGCAGCUUCCUCUCUGAAAGAAAUCGGAGUCCAGACCUUUGGAAUAGGAUCGAGGGGCUCUGACAGCAGAGAAUUGCAGAGAAUUUCAUAUGAUCCCAAUUACGCUAUAUCUGUGUCUGACUUCAGCGAGCUUCCAAAUGUCCAAGAGCAGCUGCUGGCCUCUGUACAGACUGUUGCAAUACCCAUCGCUCCAACGUCACCAACUGUUACCGCUGAUUACACCGUACCAAGAAAGGAUCUAGUGUUUCUGCUGGACGGUUCAGAUGGUACUAGGAAUUCUUUCCCAGCUAUGCGUGACUUUGUGCAAAGACUAGUUGGGAAAUUAAACGUACAGCCAAACAGAGACCGUGUUUCUGUGGUGCAGUACAGUCGAGAUUCAGAGGUCCAUUUCUACUUGAAUACCUACACGACAAAGGAAGACAUUAUUGACAGUGUAAGAGGACUGAGACACAAAGGGGGAAGACCCCUCAAUACAGGGGCAGCUCUCCAGUACGUCAGAGACAAUGUCUUUACUGCCUCCUCUGGCAGCAGGCGACUGGAGGGUGUGCCGCAAAUACUCAUUUUGCUUAGUGGAGGAAGGUCAUUUGACAAUGUUGACACAGCAGCUUCCUCUCUUAAAGAAAUUGGAGUCUUUACCUUCGGAAUAGGAUCGAGGGGCUCUGAUAGCAGUGAAUUGCAAAGAAUUUCAUUCGACCCCAGUUAUGCUAUGUCUCUGUCCGACUUCAGUGAGCUUCCAAAUGUCCAAGAGCAGCUACUGGACUCUGUAGAGACUGUUGCAAUACCCAUCGCUCCAACGUCACCAACUGUUACGGCAGAUUUCCCCACACUCAGAAAAGACAUAGUUUUUCUGCUGGACGGUUCGGAUGGCACUAGGAAUUCUUUCCCAGCAAUGCGUGAGUUUGUGCAAAGAGUAGUGGAGAAUUUAAACAUAGAGGCAAAAAGAGACCGUGUUUCUGUGGUGCAGUACAGUCGUGACCCCGAGGCCCAUUUCUAUCUGAAUACUUACGCAACAAAAGGGGAGAUUCUUGACACAAUCAGGACUCUGGGGCACAGAGGAGGGAGACCCCUCAACACUGGGGCGGCUCUCCAGUAUGUGAGGGGAAAUGUCUUCGCUGCCUCUGCUGGAAGCAGAAGGCAAGAGGGUGUUCCCCAGGUCCUUAUCCUGCUCAGUGGAGGACGUUCAAGCGAUAACAUAGAUACGCCUGCCACUGCUUUGAAAGAGAGUGGGAUUUUGAUAUUUGGCAUAGGUACCAGAAAUUCGAGCAGAGAGGUACAGAGAAUUGCCAGUGAUACAGCUUAUGUACAGUCCAUCCUUGAAUUCCCUGACCUUCCAAGUGUUCAGCAGCAGUUUAUCGACUCGCUCAACAGUGUGCCUGUGCAAGGGAUGCAAAUGACACCUACUGUUACGGCUGAGCGUAGGAUGGCUCGGAAGGAUGUAGUGUUCCUGCUGGAUGGUUCAGAUGCCACUAGGACUUCUUUCCCUUCGAUGCUUGAGUUUGUCGAAAGGAUGGUGGAGAGAUUGAAUGUGUCUGACAGGAGAGGCCGUGUGUCAGUGGUCCAGUUCAGCAGAGAUCCAGAGGCCCAUUUCUAUCUUAACACAUACACGACAAAGGACGACAUUCUUGAUGCUGUCAAGGGUCUGAGGCACAAAGGCGGGAGACCCCUCAACACUGGCGCAGCCUUGCAGUUUGUGAAGGAAAAUGUCUUCACUGCCUCUUCUGGAAGUAGACGUGUAGAGGGUGUGCCUCAGUUACUGAUUUUGCUGAGUGGUGGAAGGUCAUUUGAUAAUGUUGAGUCCCCAGCCUCAUCCCUGAAGGAGCUUGGGGUGUUGAUCUUUGGCAUAGGGUCGAGGAGUUCUGACAGCAGAGAAAUGCAGAGUAUCUCGCAUGACCCAAGCUACGCACUCUCAGUGAGUGACUUUGCUGAGCUUCCCGGAGUCCAACGGCAGCUUUUCACUAACAUUAACAGAGUACUUGAAGAGGGUACGCCUACAACUACCACAGUUCGGGUUGAGGGUCGUAGACCAAGGAGAGAUGUUGUCUUCCUGCUGGAUGGAUCUGAUGGCACUAGGAAUGGGUUCCCAGCAAUGAAAGAGUUUGUUCACAGAAUGGUGGAGAGAUUGGACGUAGCUGAUAACAGAGAUCGUGUUUCUGUUGUCCAAUACAGCAGGGACGCAGAGGUCAAUUUCCAUCUUAACACAUACAUGACAAAGAAAGACAUUAUUGACAGUGUAAGAGGUCUGAGACACAAAGGGGGAAGACCCCUCAACACGGGGGCAGCUCUCCAGUACGUCAAAGACAAUGUCUUUACUGCCUCCUCUGGCAGCAGACGAUUGGAGGGUGUGCGGCAAAUACUCAUUUUGCUUAGUGGAGGAAGGUCAUUUGACAAUGUUGACACAGCAGCUUCCUCUCUGAAAGAAAUCGGAGUCCAGACCUUUGGAAUAGGAUCGAGGGGCUCUGACAGCAGAGAAUUGCAGAGAAUUUCAUAUGAUCCCAAUUACGCUAUAUCUGUGUCUGACUUCAGCGAGCUUCCAAAUGUCCAAGAGCAGCUGCUGGCCUCUGUACAGACUGUUGCAAUACCCAUCGCUCCAACGUCACCAACUGUUACCGCUGAUUACACCGUACCAAGAAAGGAUCUAGUGUUUCUGCUGGACGGUUCAGAUGGUACUAGGAAUUCUUUCCCAGCUAUGCGUGACUUUGUGCAAAGACUAGUUGGGAAAUUAAACGUACAGCCAAACAGAGACCGUGUUUCUGUGGUGCAGUACAGUCGAGAUUCAGAGGUCCAUUUCUACUUGAAUACCUACACGACAAAGGAAGACAUUAUUGACAGUGUAAGAGGACUGAGACACAAAGGGGGAAGACCCCUCAAUACAGGGGCAGCUCUCCAGUACGUCAGAGACAAUGUCUUUACUGCCUCCUCUGGCAGCAGGCGACUGGAGGGUGUGCCGCAAAUACUCAUUUUGCUUAGUGGAGGAAGGUCAUUUGACAAUGUUGACACAGCAGCUUCCUCUCUUAAAGAAAUUGGAGUCUUUACCUUCGGAAUAGGAUCGAGGGGCUCUGAUAGCAGUGAAUUGCAAAGAAUUUCAUUCGACCCCAGUUAUGCUAUGUCUCUGUCCGACUUCAGUGAGCUUCCAAAUGUCCAAGAGCAGCUACUGGACUCUGUAGAGACUGUUGCAAUACCCAUCGCUCCAACGUCACCAACUGUUACGGCAGAUUUCCCCACACUCAGAAAAGACAUAGUUUUUCUGCUGGACGGUUCGGAUGGCACUAGGAAUUCUUUCCCAGCAAUGCGUGAGUUUGUGCAAAGAGUAGUGGAGAAUUUAAACAUAGAGGCAAAAAGAGACCGUGUUUCUGUGGUGCAGUACAGUCGUGACCCCGAGGCCCAUUUCUAUCUGAAUACUUACGCAACAAAAGGGGAGAUUCUUGACACAAUCAGGACUCUGGGGCACAGAGGAGGGAGACCCCUCAACACUGGGGCGGCUCUCCAGUAUGUGAGGGGAAAUGUCUUCGCUGCCUCUGCUGGAAGCAGAAGGCAAGAGGGUGUUCCCCAGGUCCUUAUCCUGCUCAGUGGAGGACGUUCAAGCGAUAACAUAGAUACGCCUGCCACUGCUUUGAAAGAGAGUGGGAUUUUGAUAUUUGGCAUAGGUACCAGAAAUUCGAGCAGAGAGGUACAGAGAAUUGCCAGUGAUACAGCUUAUGUACAGUCCAUCCUUGAAUUCCCUGACCUUCCAAGUGUUCAGCAGCAGUUUAUCGACUCGCUCAACAGUGUGCCUGUGCAAGGGAUGCAAAUGACACCUACUGUUACGGCUGAGCGUAGGAUGGCUCGGAAGGAUGUAGUGUUCCUGCUGGAUGGUUCAGAUGCCACUAGGACUUCUUUCCCUUCGAUGCUUGAGUUUGUCGAAAGGAUGGUGGAGAGAUUGAAUGUGUCUGACAGGAGAGGCCGUGUGUCAGUGGUCCAGUUCAGCAGAGAUCCAGAGGCCCAUUUCUAUCUUAACACAUACACGACAAAGGACGACAUUCUUGAUGCUGUCAAGGGUCUGAGGCACAAAGGCGGGAGACCCCUCAACACUGGCGCAGCCUUGCAGUUUGUGAAGGAAAAUGUCUUCACUGCCUCUUCUGGAAGUAGACGUGUAGAGGGUGUGCCUCAGUUACUGAUUUUGCUGAGUGGUGGAAUAUCAUUUGAUAAUGUUGAGUCCCCAGCCUCAUCCCUGAAGGAGCUUGGGGUGUUGAUCUUUGGCAUAGGGUCGAGGAGUUCUGACAGCAGAGAAAUGCAGAGUAUCUCGCAUGACCCAAGCUACGCACUCUCAGUGAGUGACUUUGUUGAGCUUCCCGGAGUCCAACGGCAGCUUUUCACUUACAUUAACAGAGUACUUGAAGAGGUUGAGGGUCGUAGACCAAGGAGAGAUGUUGUCUUCCUGCUGGAUGGAUCUGAUGGCACUAGGAAUGGGUUCCCAGCAAUGAAAGAGUUUGUUCACAGAAUGGUGGAGAGAUUGGACGUAGCUGAUAACAGAGAUCGUGUUUCUGUUGUCCAAUACAGCAGGGACGCAGAGGUCAAUUUCCAUCUUAACACAUACAUGACAAAGGAAGAUAUUAUUGACAGUGUAAGAGGUCUGAGACACAAAGGGGGAAGACCCCUCAACAUGGGGGCAGCUCUCCAGUACGUCAGAGACAAUGUCUUUACUGCCUCCUCUGGCAGCAGACGAUUGGAGGGUGUGCGGCAAAUACUCAUUUUGCUUAGUGGAGGAAGGUCAUUUGACAAUGUUGACACAGCAGCUUCCUCUCUGAAAGAAAUCGGAGUCCAGACCUUUGGAAUAGGAUCGAGGGGCUCUGACAGCAGAGAAUUGCAGAGAAUUUCAUAUGAUCCCAAUUACGCUAUAUCUGUGUCAGACUUCAGCGAGCUUCCAAAUGUCCAAGAGCAGCUGCUGGCCUCUGUACAGACUGUUGCAAUACCCAUCGCUCCAACGUCACCAACUGUUACCGCUGAUUACACCGUACCAAGAAAGGAUAUAGUGUUUCUGCUGGACGGUUCAGAUGGUACUAGGAAUUCUUUCCCAGCUAUGCGUGACUUUGUGCAAAGACUAGUUGGGAAAUUAAACGUACAGCCAAACAGAGACCGUGUUUCUGUGGUGCAGUACAGUCAAGAUUCAGUGGUCCAUUUCUACUUGAAUACCUACAUGACAAAGGAAGACAUUAUUGACAGUGUAAGAGGUCUGAGACACAAAGGGGGAAGACCCCUCAACACAGGGGCAGCUCUCCAGUACGUCAGAGACAAUGUCUUUACUGCCUCCUCUGGCAGCCGACAACUGGAGGGUGUGACGCAAAUACUCAUUUUGCUUAGUGGAGGAAGGUCAUUUGACAGUGUUGACACAGCAGCUUCCUCAUUGAAAGAGCUUGGAAUUUUGCCCUUCACUGUUGGAUUGAGGGGCUCUAAUAGCAAAGAAUUGCAGCAAAUCUCUCAUGAUCCUGAAUUCUUACUCUUAGUGAGAGACAUAUCUUUCCUUCCCAGUAUCCUUGAACAGGUUUUCAAAAACAUUAAUUUGGCAGCUUUGAGUUCUACACCCAUCUUUCCCAAAAUUAUUGCGGUCUCUCAAGGACCCAAGAAGGACAUUGUCUUUGUGAUCGAUGGUUCUGAUGAUGUUGGCAGGGAGUUUGCAAUUAUCCAGGAGUUUUUACGCAAAGUUGUGGAGAAUCUUAAUAUUGGUGAGAACAGGAUCAGAGUAGGUGUGGUGCAGUAUGGAGAUAAUCCAUAUGCAGACAUAUAUCUUAACUCUCAUAAGACCAAAGAAGGUGUUCUAAAUGGCAUCAAGGAACUCAGGCGAAGAGGAGGGAUACAGCGCAACCUUGGGCGAGCCAUAGACUUUGUUAGUCAGGAUGUUCUGACUUCUGGACGUGGUGGAAGAAAACAGGAGGGGGUUCCUCAAUUCGUUGUGGUGGUUUCAGGAGGAAAAUCAACAGACAAUAUAAGAACACCUGCAACAGCUCUGAAACAGUCAGGAAUUGUCCCAUUUGGAAUAGGGACAAGGGAGGUUGACACUCAGGAAUUGGAAAUUAUCGCUUAUGUCCCCAGAUUUGCCUUCUCAGUUGAUGACUUGCCUGGUCUUUAUACCGUUCAGGACACACUCAUCACCACACUGACUGAACUAUCAAGUGAAGAGCUGGCCAGACUGCGUCCUUAUUUCCCUACAGUAACAGGGGUUGUAAUUCCAACAAUACUCCCUGGAGAUAAGAGGGAUGUUGUGUUCCUCAUUGAUGGCACUACAAAGAUGCGCAGUGAGUUCCCUGCAAUAAGAGACAUGGUUCAGCGAGUAGUGGAUAAGUUAGAUGUGGGUCUGGACAAUGUGAGGGUCUCUGUCGUGCAGUACAGUGAUGAUCCAAAGCUAGAGUUUCUCCUCAAUGAGCACUCCACAAAGGAGGAAGUUCUCCAGGCAAUACAAAGAAUGAGAAGUAAAGGAGGAAAUCAGCUUAAUACUGGACAAGCUCUGGAUUAUGUCUCCAAGAACAUCUAUCAAAGAUCUGCUGGUAGUCGUGUUGAGGAGGGUGUGCCACAGUUUCUCAUUCUAGUGACUGGAGGAAAGUCAAAUGAUGAUGUAUCUAGCUCUGCCCGGCAGCUGAAGUCAAGUCGUGUUGCCCCCCUGGCAGUUGGAGCACAUACUGCGGAUGCAGAGGAGCUAAAGCUAAUUUCCUUCCGUCCUGAACUAGCCUACACGAUACGAAACUUUCAGCAGCUACCUAGGGUGGAGCAAGAGAUUUUGAGUAAAGUCAGUACCAUGACUAGUAAAGAAAUUUCUGAACCCCCUCUACCUGGAGUUCCAGACCUCAAUCUUGGAAGAAAGGACAUUAUAUUCCUCAUUGACGGCUCUGACAGUGUCGGACAAAAUGGUGUCGCUCACAUCCGUGACUUUAUCUACAAAGUGGUUGAAAAGCUCAGUGUGAAUCCUGACCAAGUUCGUGUGGCUGUGGUACAGUAUGGAGAAAGACCUAAAACUGAAUUCUCUCUAAACUCCCACAACAACAAGCAGUCUGUCCUUGCUGCCAUCAAGAGACUACGUCAGAUGGGUGGGCGUGGUGCCGAUCUAGCUGAAGCUAUAAAGUAUGUGAUCCGAAAUGAGCUCCAAGCCUCUGCUGGGGUGCGCUCAGCAGAGGCUUCCCAGCAUUUGGUGGUGCUCACUGGUGGAAGAUCAACCUCUGAUGUAUCUGUAUACGGCCCGCUUCUCAAAGGCUCUCGGGUCAACUGUAUAGGUAUUGGUACAGAGAAUGCAGAUGCCAGACAGUUGACAGAGAUUGCAACCAGCCCCGAUGACUUCCUCCAGGUGUCCACUUUCCCAAGUCUUCCAAACAUACAGAACCAGUUUAUAGCCAGACUGAAUGGAACCAUUGCAGAGAUACCUACUGAAGACUCGGGUCCUGACCUCCCGAAGGCUAAAGCUGCUGACAUUGUCUUUUUGGUUGACGGCUCAAUGAAUCUUGGCAGGGACAAUUUCAAAGAGGUCUUGGAUUUUGUUGUUAAUUUAAUUGAUCUUUUUUACACGGAGAGAGACGACCUUCGGAUCGGUCUAGCACAUUAUGCCGCGGAUGUGACAGACGUCUUCUACCUCAAUACCUACAAAAAUAAGGACGACAUCAUCAGUGCCAUAUCCCAAACAGAUUACAAGGGAGGUCGAGAAAUGAAAACAGGCAAUGCUAUCCGCCACGUCCAGCAAACGCACUUUGUUAAAGAAAGAGGCAGUCGGAAAGAUGAAAGCAUUCCACAGAUUCUGAUGGUGAUCCCUGGUGGACGGUCCAAGGAUGAUGGCAAGUCAGCAGCACUAGCUCUCAAAAACACCGGUGUGCGCAUCUAUGCUGUUGGGGUAGGUGACAUUGUGGACGAGCUCAAUAAUCUGGGCAGUGAAGCGACUACAGUGGCCCGAGCCAGCACCUUCCCAGAACUCUCUGAACUGAAUGAGCAGAUUUUGCAAGCAUUUGAUGAUGAAGUGAGAGGAAUAAGACACUGCACUACAACACAGGACACUGCAAGAGAAUGCAAAUUGGAUGUUCUCGUGGGAUUUGAUGUGGGUUCGCAGAAUAUCUUUGCCGCUCAGAGGUCAUUAGAGUCUAAGAUGACUGCAAUUCUUCAGCGCAUUAGUCAGAUGCAGGCCAUAAGCUGCACUUCUGGCCAAGUCCCCACAAUACAGGUGGGGGUACUUGCAAUGGAUUCUGCCUCAGAGCCUGUUCAGCUGGACUUCACUGAAAAAUACACAGAGCUUCUUGAGCCCUUCAGGGCCCUCCGUAACCGCGGGCCUUUUGUUUUGAACGGUGCCACAAUCAAAGCUUAUACUGACAGAUUCAAGAGUCGCCCUUCAGACACUGUCAAGGUUGUGAUUCACUUGACUGAUGGAUUAGAUGUCCAGUAUAACAUUCUGAAAGAACGAGUUGAACAGAUGCGUUUGGCUGGUGUUAGUAGUUUUAUUGUUGUUGGUCUGGAAAGAGUUCCACGCUUUGAGGAUGCGGUUCUUUUGGAAUUUGGCCGUGGCUUCAGGUACACACGACCUCUGCGUGUCAACCUCAUGGACCUGGAUUAUGAGCUACUGGAAGAACUGGACAACAUUGCUGAGAGGGACUGCUGUUCUGUUCCAUGCAAGUGUAAUGGUCAAAGAGGGGACAGAGGAGCUGUUGGAACGGCUGGACCAAAGGGUCAGCCUGGUGGUCAAGGCUUCAGUGGACAUCCUGGUGAUGAAGGUGGACCAGGAGAGAGAGGUCCAACUGGUGUAAAUGGAACUCAAGGCUUCCAAGGAUGUCCAGGCCAAAGAGGUGUUAAAGGUUCUCGAGGAUACAAUGGUGAAAAGGGUGAAAUUGGAGAAAUUGGUUUAGAUGGAAUCAACGGGGAAGAGGGAACAAGUGGAGUUGUUGGACCUCCAGGAGACAGAGGAAACCCCGGACAAAGGGGACCUAAAGGAGCCAAAGGCCAGGCUGGAGAUAUUGGUCAGACUGGGAUCCGUGGUGAUCCAGGCACACCAGGAAGAGAUAAUACCCAGAUGGGACCUAAAGGCGAUCCAGGCGAUGCUGGCCCAGCGGGAGAGCCAGGUGUGGAUGGAAGUAAAGGAGAUCUUGGUGAACCAGGCAGACCGGGCCCCGAUGGCAGAAGGGGGCCUCCUGGGCAAGCUGGUGCUGCUGGAAGACCUGGUGCUGAUGGUUUGCCAGGAGAAUCUGGAAUUGGAGGAUCUCGGGGUCCCGCUGGACCUGUUGGAGCACCUGGUGUUAGGGGAGAGGAUGGAAACCCCGGUCCAAGGGGCCCAGGAGGACUGCCAGGACCUGGUGGAGAAAAGGGCAGAAGAGGUGCUGUUGGCCGUAAGGGUGAACCAGGGGAGCCAGGCCCUAACGGUGUUGUGGGACCCCAGGGACCCCGUGGAGAAGCUGGUGAGGAUGGACGUGAUGGGUUUGGUAUAGCUGGUCCAAAAGGAAGAAUGGGUGAUGAAGGUUUCCCUGGUUUCCCUGGUCCAAGGGGUACAGCAGGUGACCCUGGUUCAGGAGGAGGACCUGGACCUAGAGGAAACAACGGCCAGAGAGGAACUUCAGGAGGGCCUGGUGGGCCUGGUCAGAAGGGAGAAAUUGGAUACCCGGGGCCUUACGGCCAGAAAGGACCCAGAGGACCUGGUGUGGUGCAAUGUGAACUGGUCAAGAAAAUUAGAGAUAACUGUCCCUGCUGCUAUGGGGCACAGGAAUGUCCUCUCUACCCCACUGAAUUGGCCUUCGCCCUGGAUGCAUCAGAUGGUGUAACACGCUCCGUUUUCAACAACAUGCGAGACACUGUUCUAAGUCUGGUCAGAGACAUCACUAUUUCCGAGAGCAACUGUCCACGAGGGGCCCGUGUUGCUCUAGCACUCUACAACAACGAGGUCACCACCGAGAUACGCUUUGCGGAUGCCAUGAAGAAGCGAGCGCUCAUUGAACGAGUCCAAGGGCUCCAGGCUCAGCAGACCCGUAAGCAGCGAAGCUUGGAGACGGCAAUGAACUUUGUUGCACAGAACACAUUCAAGAGGGUCCGCAGUGGCUUCCUUGUGCGCAAGCUUGCCGUUUUCUUCGUCAACGGCCAGGUGACAGUCACGAGGGAAUUUAGCACCGCUGCUCUCCGUCUCUACGAUGCUGGAAUUGCUUCGGUUUUCCUUCUUAAUCGUGAAGAUCGUCAGCUCACUAGAGCCUUGCAGCGUAACAACACUGCAUUAGCUCAGGUUAUCGUCCUACCCGCACCUGGAAGUGCUGAAUAUAACAAUGUUGUGAAGAAGAUCAUGACCUGCCAUAUCUGCCUGGACUUCUGUGCUCCGGAUACGAUGUGUGACUACGUCCCUCCACGUGGAGUCAGAGGCCGGAGAGACCCCACCACUGACUUGGACAUCGACAUGACCUUCAUUGUGGACAGCUCAGAAAGCACCUGGCCCUCGGUCUUCAUGGGCAUAAAGCAAUACGUGUCUCAGAUGGUAGAGCAGCUGGAGCUGUCUCCUGAUCCAGCCAUAGCCAGUCAUCACGCUCGAGUGGCACUGGUCCAGCACACCCCUUACGAAUACUUGCACAAUGGCAGCGGCAUUCCCAUCAGCAUGGCCUUUGGCCUGACGGACCACAGGUCAGCAGACAGCGUCAGAACCUUCCUGAUGGAUAAGGUGCACCAGCUGGAGGGAGGACGACACCUUGCAGCCGCACUUGAGGGCACUGUGGAACAUGUGUAUGAGAAGGCACCACAUCCUCGUCACUUGAAGGUGUUAGUUCUGUUGGUCACUGGACCAGUAGAAGAGGAUGAGGAGAGGAUACUACAAGCCUCAAUUGAAGUAAAAUGCAAGGGGUACUUUAUUGUGGUAAUAGCGGUUGGAAAGCAGUUUAGUCCAGGUGAUGUUAGUGUCCUGGCCCAAGUGGCAAGUGAACCUUCAGAUGUGUUCUUCAAGAGAGUGGAUGGACCAUCAGGCUUCUAUGAUGACCAUAUUCAGAUAUUUGCCAAACUGUUGCCCAAGUACCUCAGCCUUGAAAAUGUUUUGUACAUGUCCCCUGAAGUCGCUAAGAAGUGUCAGUGGUAUCAGGGUGACCAGCCACACAAAACUGGAUUCAGAUCGCCACAAAUACAUGACAAACACCAAAAGCAUUAUGAACAGCAGCAGGUUCAUGACAGAAAACAUAAAGAAUUGGGUAUGGACGAGCUGCAUCUGGUUAACGUCACCUCGAGUGGCUUCUCCUUACAGUGGCUGAGUGGCGAUUCGAAGGCCACCCAUGAGGUUACAGUGACUCGACUGAGGGAUCAUAGUCUGGUGCUGCGAAAGAACGUGACGGGCAGCCUUCUGUCCGUCAGUGAACUGGAGGCAGCUGAGACAUAUCAUGUAAUGGUCAACACUCGCAAUGUCAGCGGUCAUGUUGCCAGUACCUACAAAGGCAUCGUUCCCACAAAAGCAGCCAGUCAGAAGGUUCUUUCUGUGAGUGAAAUGAAAAUUGUGCCUACUGCCCCAUCAAGUAAACCAGUAAUGAAAUCUGCAGAACAGAAAAUUCUUACGGCCAGUGAAGUGACUGCAAGUGUUACCACUGCACCCCUGAGUAAACCUGAAACUAAUUCAGCAGAACAGAAAAUUCUUAAUGUCAGUGAAAUUAUGGGGAGCGUUUCCACUGCACCAUUGAGUAGACCUGAAAUUAAAUCGGCAGAGCAGAAGGUUCUCACUCCAAGUGAAGUGAUGGGGAUCUUGUCCACUGCACCCUUAAACAUGCCAGAAAUUAAAUCGACAGAACAGAAGGUUCAUACUGAAAGUGAGGUGAUGGGAAUUGUGUCCACUGUGCCCCUACAUAAACCAGAGAUUAUUAACAAUCUUAUGGACCCAUGCUCACUUGACUUUGACUCUGGACAAGGAUGCAAAGACUAUGAAGCUAAGUGGUACUAUGACAGGAAGAAUGGAUUCUGUGCGCAGUUCUGGUUUGGAGGUUGUGGAGGAAAUGAUAAUAGGUUUCAGAGUGAGGAGGAUUGCCUCAAACGCUGCGUGAAGACAGUGGCUGAUCGGAAAGUUAGUGAUGAGCCUUUCAGAGCUGCCAUUCCCCCAGCAGCGGCUCCAGUUGUCCUGUACUCCAGUGUUGAUAUCUGCAAGCUACCAAAAGAAGAAGGCACCUGUGCUAAAUUUGUGCUAAAGUGGCAUUUCGACCCACUAAAUGGAUCCUGCACCCGCUUCUGGUAUGGGGGCUGUGGAGGAAACCAGAAUCGAUUUGAUACACAGGUUGAGUGUGAAGAGACCUGUGGAAAACCAGCACCUGUUAGACAUGGAGUCAUUGCUGCGGUUAAAACAUAGAAACUAAAAAGGACUGUUCGCUAACCGCUUACGACGCUCAGAGGAUGAAGCACCUAGAACGAGAAGAUCCACCUAAGCCAAGAUGCCUGCACUGGAUUCUGCCAAAGGAUUUGAUCCAAAGAAAACCUUGAAGUAGUAUUUUCCACAAAAGUAGAAAGCAAAACAUUUUUAUUUGUUUCGUGCUGGUGCUACAUUCAGUUUUACAUUUUUUAAAAUCGUUUUAUGUUUGUGUGUGAGGGUUUCAGAGAAAACCCCAUUGUAAAUGUCCAGGGCAAAAUAGCUUUUUAAAAAAAUGUUAUUCUGUUUUUACUCAUGGUUUUAGUUUCAUAGAGAAAAUCUUGUGCGAAUAUCUUCAUCAAAACAUAUCAAUAAAUCUUUGUAGUUAUGAGACAGGUUGAAAACACUUUUGUACCAUGUUAGUCCUAAAUUACUGCAAGCCCCUUAUUAAGCUUUUACUGCUUCAAAGAAGGAAUCUUAAUUGCUGUCCACUGAUCAAAUAUCAAGAUGAUAUCUCAGAAACAAAUCCUGUGUUUAUGUUUGCACAUCUAAAUUUGGCUAAAUGACCAUCAUCCGUUUUGGUAAUGAAUGAGUCAUAUUUGAAAACAGAGAUGCACUUCUGGAACCAUUGCCUUACACAGAAGUUUUGGUUUCAAAAAUUAGGAAUGUACUACUUUGGGUGGGGGGCUUGGUUUUUAAACUUUGUAUUUCAUUUGGAAAUGGAAAGAUGGAAAUAAAUUAGUCUUUAUA